CCAUUUUACAGAGGUGUAUGUUACAGCGAUACGCUUAUUCGUGUUAGUUCUGUGCGCCUCGCUGUCCGUUUUUCCUGACGCGCGUUUUCCAGCAGAGAUUAUUGUGCGACCGCAGGUCGGGAGGAUGACAGCUCGAGUGUACUGCUCGCUGAUUGCUGUUUUAUCAUGUCUGUCUGGAUACUUGAGCAUUACACACGCUACUCAAGGAGGAAACACAGCAAAGCCAGGAGAGUGUCCACCCCAAACCUCUGGAAGAAGAUUGUGUACCACAUCCUGUAACAGUGACUCUAACUGUCCCACCAAUGAGAAGUGCUGCAGCAAUGGAUGUGGACAUUACUGUACACCUCCAUAUACAGUAAAGCCGGGUCAAUGUCCCAAGCUGAACAAGAUUCCAGCAGGUGCUGAAAGCUGUUUCCAUGAUGGCCAGUGUCCUGCCACACAGAAAUGUUGCCCAACCACCAGUGGCCAUGCAUGCAGUGAACCACAUGGUCGGGGAAGUGGUCUGGAAAGUGGUGAAGGUCGGGGAAGUGGCCAGGGAAGUAGGCCAAGUUAG
Molecule: messenger RNA, 553 nt
Organism: Cyprinus carpio (common carp)
Lineage: Eukaryota; Metazoa; Chordata; Actinopteri; Cypriniformes; Cyprinidae
Product: waprin-Rha1-like
Exons: 3
Coding region: 125-553 (142 amino acids)
Source: RefSeq, a predicted model, not a curated record